Phaeodactylum tricornutum CCAP 1055/1 is the source of this 863-nucleotide messenger RNA. RefSeq lists its product with no specific name. The record is from RefSeq and is a predicted model, not a curated record. Gene Ontology annotation, molecular function: oxidoreductase activity. The transcript has a single exon. Bases 57 to 863 code for a protein of 268 amino acids. Lineage: Eukaryota; Bacillariophyta; Bacillariophyceae; Surirellales; Neidiaceae.
AUCGCUUUCUGGUUUACAUUGCUCUUUGGUGCUCCAUUUCAGCAGUGGCGGCGUCAAUGUGGAAUUUACCGGCAAAAUCAACGGCAGUUGUUACCGGAGGUACCAAAGGAAUUGGUCUGGCGGUCGUCGAGGAGCUAGCUGGUCAACUUGGUUGCCAAGUUUUGACCUGUGCCAGGAACGAAAAAGACCUGGAUAUUUGUUUAAAGAAAUGGAAGGAAUGCGGUUUCGACUGUACCGGCGUUGUCGCCGAUGUAGCGACCGUCGAAGGCAGACAUGAGCUAUUGGAAUCGAUCCGAAUUUGGCUGCAGGGUCGGCCAUUGGAUAUUCUGGUCAAUAAUGUUGGCACCAAUAUACGCAAAGCUUCGAUCGAAUACACAAUGGAGGAUCUACAACUUGUCUGGCGCACCAAUUUUGAAUCUAUGUUCGCCUUAACAACGGCUUGCCACCCUUUACUGAAACGUAGUGCAGGGACGCGCACUAGCAGUGUGGUGAAUAUUGGUAGCGUCGCCGGAGUUACCUGCAUGAAAUCGGGUACACCCUACGCAAGUACAAAGGCUGCCAUGAAUCAAAUUACAGGAAACUGGGCCUGCGAAUGGGGCUUGGAUGGGAUUCGCGUGAAUUGCGUUACACCAUGGUACAUUCGAACUGAACUGGCGGAGCAGGUUUUGAAGAAUCAUGACUAUCGUCGAACAGUGAUUGAGCGGACACCAAUGAGCCGAAUUGGCGAACCUGUUGAAGUGGCGGCUCUGGUAGCCUUUUUGUGUCUUCCAGCGGCUGGAUACAUUACUGGUCAAGUUAUAUCCGUCGACGGUGGAUUCACAAGAAACGGUUUCUAUGACAGCUUCUACCGUGAUGAAAUGUAA